This is a messenger RNA of Callorhinus ursinus (northern fur seal), 7190 nucleotides long. It is a transcript of the gene CCDC186, whose product is annotated as coiled-coil domain containing 186. Gene Ontology annotation, cellular component: trans-Golgi network. The record is from RefSeq and is a predicted model, not a curated record. Gene Ontology annotation, biological process: vesicle cytoskeletal trafficking. Gene Ontology annotation, molecular function: small GTPase binding. NCBI's taxonomy places the organism in Eukaryota, Metazoa, Chordata, Mammalia, Carnivora, Otariidae.
GUCAGCUCCGCGGGGGUUUGGGGACGCCGUGGUGGAGGGAGCGCGGUGUCGGGCUUGUCCGUGGUCGCUGUUUCCCCCCCCACCUCCUGGUCUGCCGGACCCGCUAUGGAGAAAUUAGGCCCUGAGCAGGAGCUUCAGCGGCCUCGUUAGGGGUGCGGCCUGAAGCUCGGAGAAGUGGGCCAGCCCUUUUGGAGUUGGGGGAAGAAGACCAGCCAGUGGAAGCAGAAUUCUUAUUACAGGAAUCUCUAAAGAGGGAAGAGAUAGCCCUGGCCUCAGUCUGAUUCGUCUGGUUGCAUUUGGUGGAGGUCUCUGUGGAGAUGUAAAACGAAGAUCAGGAACAGAUUUGAAGAAAUGCAGAGUGAAGUGGUGUCAAUCAGCAUGUCAGAGACAGAGCACAUAGCCUCCAUUUCCUCUGAUAAAAAUAUUGGGAAAACAUUUGAAUUAAAGGAAGACUUCUGCAACUCAUUUUCUGUUGAUGAAAGCAGCAGCUUAGAAAAUGAGUCUAAACUGUCGUCAUUAAACUUUGAUAAGAGGUCAUGUCAGCCUAAUGAACAUAAUCAAAUUGAAGCACAGGAAAAUUGUAUUCAGGAUCAUGGUGGAGGUGAGGAUUCUUGUGCUGAAACAGACAUAUGCCCAGAAAAUUCUGAACAAGUAGGUGAUUUUCCUGGUGGAGAUUUUACAAAGCAAAUUUCAAAAACAAAUGAAACGGAACAGACAGUAACACAAAUAUUGGCGGAAUUAAGGUCAUCUACAUUUACAGAAGCAGCAAAUCAAAAGACUUAUUCAGAAAGUCCCUACGAUACAGACUGCACCAAAAAACUUAUUUCAAAAAUAAAGAACGUUUCAGCGUCAGAGAAUUUGUUGGAAGAAAUAGAAUCUGAGCUCUUAUCUACAGAGUUUGUGGAAGAACACCGAGUACCAAAUGGAAUGAAUAAGGGAGAACAUGCAUUAGUUAUGUUUGAAAAGUGUGUGCAAGAGAAGUAUUUACAGCAAGAGCACACCAUAAAGAAGUUAAUUAAAGAAAAUAAGAAGCAUCAGGAGCUCAUCUUAGACAUUUGUUCAGAAAAAGACAAUUUAAGAGAAGAACUAAAAAAGAGAACAGAAACAGAGAAGCAGCAUAUGAGUACAAUUAAACAGUUAGAAUCAAGAAUAGAAGAACUCAGUAAAGAAGUUAAGACUUCCAAAGAUAAACUAGUAGCUCAAGACAUUGCAGCUAAAAAUGCAGUUCAGCAGUUGCAUAAAGAGAUGGCCCAUCGGAUGGAACAGGCCAACAAAAAAUGUGAAGAGGCACGCCAGGAAAAAGAAGCAAUGGUAAUGAAGUAUGUAAGAGGUGAGAAGGAAUCUUUAGAUCUUCGAAAGGAAAAAGAGAUACUUGAAAGAAAACUCAGAGAUGCGAAUAAAGAAUCUGAGAAAAACACUAACAAAAUUAAGCAGCUUUCUCAGGAGAAAGGACGGUUGCACCAGCUGUAUGAGACAAAGGAAAGUGAAACUACUAGACUCACCAGAGAAAUUGACAAAUUAAAGGAAGAUAUCAACUCUCAUGUCAUUAAAGUAAAAUGGGCACAAAACAAAUUAAAAGCAGAAAUGGAUUCACACAAGGAAACCAAAGAUAAACUCAAAGAAACAACAACAAAGUUAACUCAAGCAAAGGAAGAAGCUGAUCAGAUACGGAAAAAUUGUCAGGAUAUGAUAAAAACAUAUCAGGAGUCAGAAGAAAUUAAAUCCAAUGAGCUUGAUGCCAAGCUUAGAGUCACAAAAGGAGAACUCGAAAAACAAAUGCAAGAAAAAUCUGACCAGCUAGAGAUGCAUCAUGCCAAAAUAAAAGAACUGGAAGAGCUGAAGAGGACAUUUAAGGAGGGUAUGGAUGAACUACGAACACUGAGAACAAAGGUGAAAUGUCUAGAAGAUGAACGAUUAAGAACAGAAGAUGAGUUAUCCAAAUAUAAAGAAAUUAUUAAUCGCCAAAAAGCUGAAAUUCAGAAUUUAUUGGACAAAGUGAAAAUUGUGGAUCAGAUACAGGAGCAGCAUCAAAGAGGUAAACAAGAAGUUGAAAAUUUGAAGGAAGAAGUGGAAAGUCUUAAUUCUUUGAUUCAUGACCUACAAAAAGACAUCGAAGGCAGUAGGAAAAGAGAAUCUGAGUUACUACUAUUUACAGAAAAGCUCACUAGUAAGAAUGCGCAACUCCAAUCUGAAUCCAAUUCUUUGCAGUCACAAUUUGAUAAACUUUCCUGUAGUGAAAGUCAGUUACAAAGCCAGUGUGAACAAAUGAAACAGACAAAUACUAAUUUGGAAAGUAGAUUGUCAAAAGAGGAAGAACUGCGAAAAGAGGAGGUCCAGACUCUGCAAGCGGAACUCACCUGUAGACAAACAGAAGUUAAAGCAUUGAGUACCCAGGUCGAAGAACUAAAAGAUGAAUUAGUAACCCAAAGACGUAAACAUGCCUUCAGUGUCAAAGAUCUUACCAAACAACUCCAGCAAGCACGAAGAAAAUUAGAUCAGGUGGAGAAUGGAAGCUAUGAUAAAGAAGUCAGCAGCAUGGGGAGUCGUUCUAGUUCAUCAGGGUCCCUCAAUGCUCGAAGCAGUGCAGAAGAUCGAUCUCCAGAAAAUACCGGGUCGUCAGGAGCUGUGGAUAACUUUCCAGAAGUGGACAAGGCCAUGUUGAUUGAGAGGAUCGUAAGGCUGCAAAAAGCACAUGCCCGGAAAAAUGAAAAGAUAGAAUUUAUGGAAGAUCAUAUCAAACAGUUAGUGGAAGAAAUUAGGAAAAAAACAAAAAUAAUUCAGAGUUACAUUUUACGGGAAGAAUCAGGCACACUUUCUUCAGAGGCAUCUGAUUUUAACAAAGUCCAUUUAAGUAGACGGGGCGGCAUUAUGGCAUCUUUAUAUACAUCCCAUCCAGCUGAUAGUGGAUUAACAUUGGACCUCUCUUUGGAGAUCAACAGAAAAUUACAGGCUGUUUUGGAGGAUACAUUACUAAAAAAUAUUACUUUGAAGGAAAAUCUACAAACACUUGGAACAGAAAUAGAACGUCUUAUUAAACACCAGCAUGAACUAGAACAGAGGACGAAGAAAACCUAACACGUAGCUCUUGGUCACUAAACACAAAAGCCACAUAAGGAGCAGGUGCCACUGCCCAGUAUUGUUGGAAAAUUUUCCCUGCUUUGUGUGUCAGCCAGUAAAAAAUUGUUUUGCUUCAUCUGUAUAAAAAAGUAUCCUUUUACAAUACGAAUGCAUUGCUGUGUAUACUGUAAGAGAAUGAGCUUUGAUGAAAUUUGUAUAGUGACAGCCUGUCACUGAAUCAGAACAACUGAAAUUGCUAAUAGUCCUAUGAAGUGCUGAACAUUUUUGCAAGGGCUUUUGAAAACCCCUUCUCCAUAUUUCUUCCUUUGAAACUAUAUUAUGUCAAAAAUGAUUCAGCUUUUUAAAAUUAUGCAUGAAAGGACACGUGUUAAUCAUUCAGUAAUAUGCUAUUUCUCCAACAUGAAGAAAACUAAAGUGAUUAAAAUUUUGUUUGACAUUCCAGUAUAACAUUUGACUGUAUUUUAGGGAUGCCAGUGAGUCCUUAAAUCUUUUAAUUUUAAUGGAAGCUAAUAGGAAAGCCAGCGCUUGGUAGCUAGCAGUUAUCAGACAUUGCAUGCCUCUGUCAGGUUUCCUUAUCUGUGCUAGGUACGUUUUUUUCAGAUUCAAAUUGUUUGAGUUAAGGUUGAGUUUUUUUAUUUUUCAGUUACACAAAAUAUGAUUUUAAAUAACAUGCUCACUUAGAUUUGUGGACUUCAGUUGUAUUUUAAAAUGUGAAAUAGAUUAGUCAUUAGAGCAGAGAGAUGAAUAAUGAAUUCUUUGAAACUGGAAUACUUUAGUUUUACUAACAUGAAAUGUAAAGAUAAAUGUUUAAGAUAUUUAUGAAGAACCAUUUCCCAAGAGAAUCCAGCAUAUGGCUCUGUUAACCAUUUCAUUUGGUACCAUUCCUUACCAUUAUAUAAUUAUAUAUUCCAGUGGAGUGAUCUUAUAGUCCCCAAUGUGAUGUGUUUCAAUAUAUUUAUUUAAAAUACAAAAUAAUUACAUCUCUGUAACCAAAGGAAUUUUAGAGCCAAAUUUGUGUAUCCUAAUGGAUUUUUACAAUAUUUAUUUAAGAUGUGCACUUAAAUGUUGCCAGUCAUAGUAUCAGUAUUUCUACAUCAUUGAAUUUUGUUCCUUCCUCUUGUAAUUUGUAACUUAUUAUCAUUUCUGAGUGUGGCUUUUCACAUUUCAUUAUAUUCGGAUCAUCUCUGUAAUAGGUUACCUUGGCUAAUAUGCAGAUGUUGCCACAGGUGUCACUUUUGUUUUAGAUUUUUGCAUCCUUUUUUCUCUCCUUAAGAGAAGUAAGCUUUGGGAUGAUGAAUUAACCUUUAAGGAGUUGUAUGGCUCUAAAAGUUGGGCUCAUGGUGGCAAUAUCCCUUUAAUGUGUUUUAACGUUUUUUUUAAUCAACAUUGUUUAAAAAGAUCAUUUACUACAUUUUUACUAAGGAUUUAAUGCAGCAUCUUAUUUUUUCUGUAAAUCAAGUUAUAUCUUGCCAUCCAAAAACAAAAUCUUUUCAAAAUGGAAAUAUAAGUCCAAAAAACACCUUUUUUUUAAAAUAGCUAUAACAAGUGUUAGUCGUACCAUAAUGUGUCUUGUUCUUUUUACCAAUAAUAAUUUAUCAAAAUAAAGUAAGAGGGAGUAAGUGCAAACAAAUCUGAAUUAUUUUCCCAUUUUUCUAGACAUACUAUUGAUAUUCCUAAAGACUCCUUAGAGUAGCCAACAUAACUAAAUUUCAUGACUUCUUCUGUAAUGGAGAUUCAUACACUACAAUAUUUGUUUUUUUCUUCCAAGACACAAAAUGUGUGAAUGGAGACCAAGUAGUGAUCAGAUCUAUAGUGUCCUAUGUCUAUACACUUUCUAAAAAUAUAUACAUUUUAUUGCAUACAAAAGUGAAACAUUCCAAUAUUAACAUGUGUGCCACACCAUUCAUUUGGAGAACUCAAAUGGUGACACUACUUUAGAGGAAGGCUGUUUAUUAUAAACAACAUUCUGACUUAUUUUUCAAGCUAUGGAAAAUUUUUGAAGAAAAUGCUUUUAUUUUCCUUUUGUUCUUCAGUUUCUACUGUAUCUUUUUGUGUAUGGAUUAGACCUGAGCAAAGUAAUGUACAAAGAUGUGCAUAUGUCAGAUCUUUAUACCAAUCACAAAAAGCUGCUAAUGUAAGGAUUUAGAGGGUCUUCUACUCUUAAUAUAUUGAAUGUAUGGAGAGAAGAAUGGGUGUCUAGAAAAGGAAAAUGGUCUGGAUAAACCUGAGAUCUGGGGCAAAAUUUAUAUGUUCAUUAUUAGUUAUACACAUCAAAGGCUGUUUUGGCUACUUAGCACUGUUUUGGUUUCUUUGAGCAGGAAAUUAUUUUUUUGUGUGUGUACAUCUGCAUAUGCUUUUCUAGGUUUUAAUUUUGAAGUGAAUUCUUACUGUGACUCCCUUUUUUCCCAAACCACUUCAAACUUUAGCCUGCUCAGUGUUAAGGAUUGAAAAUAGUGGGUUUGAGCAAAGAAAUGGGUUUGAACUUUGGUGUUGUGUGUGGUUUUUUUUUUUUUUUUAACUUUCUAUCUUCAUCACCAUUUAAAGUGAUUUAUCUUGAAUUAAAUUUUAUCAGGCUACCAGCAUGUUAGUAUUCACACAUGUAUUGAAAACCUGCUAUUGCCAGGCAGCAUCUGGGGUAUUGUGGUUUUAUUGGUGAACAAAUCAGACAGGGCUCUUGCUGUCCUCAUGGCACUGUGGUCUAGUUACAAUGGUGGGAGGCGGUAGGAGCCACUCUUUGAGCCCCUGCCGCAGAAGGAAGGAGGUUAAUCGACUUGUGCAUAUAGUGGCCCAGAAAUCUCACUGUGGCAUGAAGCUUUGGGAAAUGAAUCCUUGCUCUGGGGUAUGCUGAGAGCAGAUGGUCUCACGAUGGUCUGUGCAUUCUCUAACUGUCACAGUUUGAUGUUUAAUUAUUCUUGAAGAAAAAAAAUCAAAGACCGUAAAAAGAUACUUGAUUUUUGCCCUUUUAGUAAAUUGUUAAUGCCUACUUGAUGCUCACAAAGAGGAAUCUAAUCAUGUUUUCAUGUAUAUUCCUAAACUUCGUUUUACCAGCAUAUUAUUUUCUAAAGAUUUUUUGCAUAUAAAUUUAAACCAAGAUUUACUGGUAGAAAGAAACCAAAACAUUAAAAACCAUUAAUAUUGUAAAUGCUACUGUAGUGAAAAUAUUUUUAUCAGUCAUGUUGCUACUCAGUAUGGUUAGUUUGCCUUAUGAAUGUUGACUCUAGUAGCCUGUUUUUCAAUAUCCUUUUUUUAAAACAAAACAGUCUUUUUUUGACACUAAGAUUGUUAAUUUUUAACACCAGUUGGUGGCACUAGAAACCUGAAAUUUUUCAAGGCUCUGAACAAGAGAAAAUAAUUGAAAAAGUAUCCAAACAUGAAGAAUUUUUAGGAGGAUAAAUGAAAAAUAUAAUUGUAUAUUAAAGAUGUAUUUUCUGGGAUGGAUUCCUUUUUUAAAAUGCAUAUGGCUGUCCAUUUUGACUACAAUGAUGAAACUUGUUUAUCUUCCAAAAGUUCAUAUAUAUACGUGUGCAUUGUACAGAUAAUCUUUAAUUUGAUUACACUGUUCAUUUUGUAAAUAUGUUUCUGUAUAAAAUGAAGCUUUUCAAGAGAAUUCUAUGUAUAUAUUGUACUUAUUAAAUAGGUAAUGCCUGUUUACUAAGUUGUAUUUUAGUAGCAUCUCUGAUUAUUUAUUUACAUACACGACUUGCUAGACAGACUGAUUCUCCAGACUGUUGGCAAGGCUGCUUCAGAUUGCUUGGAUUUUCUUUUUUAAAUCACACUAGGGAUUUUUGCUUUCCACAGUUAUCUUUAUUAUACCAAUUAUUAGAAGUCACUGAACAAUAGUAAACAGAUUAAAUUGAAUGCCAGGUUCUAUUUCAAAUUUGUGUUUUAAUUGGUAACAAAAUUUGACCUUUUACAAAAGGCAGAUUUUCACAUGCCUGUUUUCACAUGGACAUUUUCACAUGCCUGUGUGAAAAUUUCUCAUUGAACUUGAUAAGCCAGUAAUAUAUUCAUGUUUUCCACAAAUCCAUGUACUCACUUGCCCAAAUUACCUAGCCUUAAUAAUAAGGAUCUAAUAUGUUCAAUAAAAACCUAUCGAAAUGGCAUUAAUUUCA